AUGACGCGUCCAAGGGCCGCCGUGUGCUAUCCAUGCACGGCUGAAGGCAACCAUGACGUAAGCGGCCAUCACGAUCAUGCAGAAGGGGACCCAGAGAAGACACGAAAGCUGACCUACCUCGUGUCGCAGUGUGAUAUGAACGCCCGAUACCCGCAACAAUGCACUCGGUGCUUCGAGAAGAAUCGUCGCCGCACUGCACCACCUUACUUGACCUGCGACCCAACGAGGACGACAAUCGCAGAGUUCCAAGCAUCCAAGGCUGCCAACCUGGCAAGAGAAAGGAAAAGAACAGCCUACCAGCAACAGCAGCAGACCUACCAGCAAAACCAGCAAACGCAGCAGGGGUAUCAAUUUAUGCCGAGCAUGCAGCACAUUCCUUUCGCGCAACCAUACCCAGUUAAUCCGGCUUAUCAGCCUGCAAACUUCACACCGCAGAAUUUCGUGCCAAUUACGUACAACUUUGUGCCAAGUCAGGUGCCAUCGAACCACGGCUUGCACUUUUUCAGCGGCAACAUGGGAGGCGCGCCUCUUCCGCCACCACCGCCGCCGCUUACGUUGAGCACGAACAAGAACUCGACAAAGCAACGGAAACGCCGUGCCCAGCUGGGAGCGUUGAAAGCUGCUUCUCAAGCAAAUCAGUAUGGUCAACCGCCGCCCCAGCAAGGCAUGGGCCAGUCCCCGCAGCAAGGCAUGGCCCAACCGCCUCAGAGCAUGGGUCAACAGUCGUAUCAGAGCAUGGCCGCACCCACAAACAGCUAUGCAAACUGGCGCCCAGCUUGCCGCGGCACGGAUUCCUUGGAAGAACAAAAGCUUUUGCAACAGCAGGCAGCAGAGCUCAAGCUCAGAAGAAUCCAGGCCCAGCUCGCCGACGAAACAAACGCAGACAGCCGCAAUCGGCAUGACCAGCAAAGGCAUAUCCGCAAUGCGCAAGGUCGCACACAUAUCGGAUCAGAGAGCUGCAGCUCGACCAAUUUCGGAAAUCGGGAUGGCAGUUUGCGCCCCACGCUCAGAGGUCACCAUGUGGAGUACACUGGGACUUCCGAUGCAGAGUCGGGCAUUACCGUGCUUGAGGGACCAGAGGGUCGCAACAGGUAUGGUGGUGCUCGUAUGCGCGGCUCGGAUCUCAGCAUAGGCAAUCCAAGCCACUUCAGGAACAACGGCAACAACUUCAACGCUCGGCCAGAUAAUGCGUCUAGCUCAGGCGCACAGAUGAACAACAACACCCUGAAACGACCAGAGUUCCAGCCAGCCGCCAAUACGGCAGCGCAGAACAACAACGUCAGCGCUCGGCCGGAACAUCAUGCUGACCCGAGAAACGUCAAGCUACCAGACGGCAACAACCGGAACAACCGCCUGGAGCUCCAGCCUCCUUCGACCUCGGCAGGGCUCAACAACAACGUCAACGCUCGACCGAAACAUCCUGCUGAGCCAAGCUGCAGCAAUCAACGAGUUGGGAACGAUUCAUUGAAUCGGCCAGGUAUUCGGCCUGCAAUGAGCUCAGGAGGGCCCAAUAUCAAUGUCAACGCUCGCCCGGAGUUUCACGUUGACCCAAGCCCUUCUCCGCGCCCAGCCCCUCCGCACCCAGUAAUGAAGUAG
Saxophila tyrrhenica is the source of this 1596-nucleotide messenger RNA. RefSeq lists its product as uncharacterized. The transcript is spliced from 2 exons. The record is from RefSeq and is a predicted model, not a curated record. Bases 1 to 1596 code for a protein of 531 amino acids. Lineage: Eukaryota; Fungi; Ascomycota; Dothideomycetes; Mycosphaerellales; Extremaceae.